AUCUCCUCUAAAAACACAGCAUAUCUUCUUGUUCUUGUGUUAUUCCAUGGCAGAGAAACAUUCCCACUUGAACGGGGCCUACUACGGCCCCGCCAUCCCACCUGCCCGGUCCUACCACCGCCACGGCCAUGGUUCUGGCUGUGGCUGCUGCUGCCUCCUGAGCUUCCUUAUCAAGCUCAUAGUCACUGCUGUCGUCAUCUUGGGUCUGGCUGCCCUCAUCUUCUGGCUCAUAUUCCGCCCCAACAUAGUUAAGUUUCACGUGACGGAUGCCUCCCUUACCCAAUUCAACCUCACCUCCGACAACAACCUGCACUACAACCUCGCCCUCAACAUCACCGUGCGCAACCCCAACAAGAAAAUUGGCAUCUACUACGACCGCAUCGAGGCCAACGCCGGUGGUGUCCGUGCCUCUCGUUUCGCAGCCAAUUUUGGAGCUUCAGUUGCAGUUUGCGAGCUUCCUUUCUGGAUCAUAUCUUCAGAGACUACUGGAGGCGUUGGAGGGACGUAAGUUUACAGUACAUUCAUACGAGAUUGUUUAUAUAUUACUAUUAAUAUGAAUGUGUAAAUUUUGUUAAUUGUUAAAGUUUGGUGCUUUAGAGCAGAAUUCAUCAUUCAGGCAGAAGACUCUUCAUUUCAGUUUUUGACUUUAGGAAUUGGUUUCGUUAAUCUUUUUUUUUUUUUUUUAAGUUUUCCAUCAUACUAUGAGUCUUUUUCAAUCUUUUUUAUUCAAAUUAUAAACUUUUUAGAAGGUU
Molecule: messenger RNA, 752 nt
Organism: Rubroshorea leprosula
Lineage: Eukaryota; Viridiplantae; Streptophyta; Magnoliopsida; Malvales; Dipterocarpaceae
Source: the annotation of a GenBank genome assembly